AUGCCUACCACCCAGGUCACCCCGACAGAGGAUAUUCUUCUGCAAGGGAUUGCCGACUCUCUAUUCAAGGCACGAAAGGUUGUGGUCAUUACUGGCGCAGGCAUCAGUACAAAUUCGGGCAUUCCUGACUUCCGAAGCGAAAAUGGGCUUUACUCCCUGAUCCAAGCCCAGUUCGAUGCCGCGAAUCGUGUGGACGUUGUCGAACCGAGGAGUUUUGGAUCAGCUGAUGCCAGUCGCGAGGAACGGGAACCGCCUACGAAACGGAGGAAACUUUCAUUCGAGGAUUCCGGCAUUUGUCUAAGUGAUGACUCGCAAAACUCACAAACUCAGGGAAACCAUGCAUCCGCUUUGCAGGGUCCCGACUCAAAUACGGCGAGGUCUACUGGGCCCAUCACUAGGGCGAGGUCGAGGGAAUCAACAGUCGAUGCUCGGAGUACCAGUACCGACGACGCACCCAUUUCGGUUGGCGGACCAAACCCGAGCAGAUCUUCAAGGGAGAGCGCAAGAGCUCAGUCUUCGCCCCCAGAUGAGAGCACUCGGAAAGACCUGGACACCAGCAGGAACCCAGGCUUCGUGGAAGCCCACAACCAAACACCCAGUGACGGAGCUGUCCGCAGUUAUCUUCGGAGGAGGGGAAGGUCUGCAAGCCCGUGUGCCCAGCGAGCCAACGCUUAUCAGGCGAGCUCUGCUGAGAUGCGCAAGAGGUCUUUGCUGACUUCGACCAUUGCCUCUGUGCAAGGUUCGGGGAGCAUUGAAGCCGUCAGCUCGACUUCAAUUCCGACUCUGCCUAGGGCUACGUUGUCCAAGAAUGGCGAGCACUUGGAGGAGAGGAAUACGGUUCACGUUACGCCGAAAACCUCAAGGUUCUUCUUCAGCUCCUCGCCUCUGUCAUCGCCACCUAGUGCAUUUCCGCAAACGCCUAGUUUUUUAAGAGACGCAAGCCGCUUCACACGAUCGACUCUACGACAGCAGCCAAUGGGUUUCAGUUCCUCGCCAUUGUCGUCGCCUCCGCCAGUCUUAUUCGAUCCCUUCGAAGAGCCUUCAUCGUCAAUUAGUAGGCAGACAUCAAGUGCGGCUAGCAGCGCGGCAUCUUCGGAAACCGACGAAACGCCACCGUCCUCACAGCCUAGCAAGUCGACUUUGCCCAACAUCAAAGGCAGAGAUCUAUUUGAUGCCUCCAUAUGGGCGGAUCCCUUGAGGACAUCGGUAUUUUAUACGUUCGCUACGACACUCCGGGAGAAGGUGAAGGACGUCGUGCCCACGGAAUCUCAUCAUUUUAUCGGCCAUUUACGCAAUCGUGGGAAAUUGGUCCGAUGCUACACGCAGAACAUUGAUCAGAUCGAGGAGAAAGUUGGGCUUUCCACCUCUCUCCAGGACGGACCGGGGCAUCGAGGUCGCUUCUCGAGGAAAUCUGUCGGGGCAGUCUUGGCUACGGCGGCAACGGGAGGUUCCGCAGGAGAGUCUGUCUCCGCAACACCAGAAACGAGUGAUACCAAAGAUUUGGAGGAACCAAAAGCGCCUGAUGGUGGCGGUGUCGCGGAGUCGGCCGAAGCGACUCCGUCAGCCGAGCCGCAAAUUCAGCAGCACGCUGACAAGAAGUCGAAUGGUGUGGAAUGUGUCUUCUUGCACGGGUCACUGGAGUCUCUCCGGUGUUUUCUCUGUGGGAAGAUUUGCGACUGGGAUGAAGCCGACAGAUCACACGAGACGCUCUCUGGGCGACAGCCUGAGUGCCCGUAUUGCGCUGGAGCAACGGCUGCACGACAGGAGAGGGGCAAGAGAGCGUUGGGUGUGGGCAAGCUCAGACCAGAUAUUGUGCUUUACGGCGAGGAGCACCCGAAUGCCCACCUCAUUUCACCCAUCGUCACCCACGACCUAGGAUUGUCCCCGGACCUGCUCCUCAUUCUCGGUACAUCACUGAAAGUUCAUGGCCUGAAGAUACUGGUCAGGGAGUUCGCCAAAACCAUCCACAGCAGGGGCGGCAAAGUCGUCUUUGUCAACUUCACGAAACCCCCAGAAAGUUCAUGGGGGGAUAUUAUCGACUACUGGGUACAGUGGGAUUGCGACGCGUGGGUUGCCAACCUGAAGGAGAGAGUACCCUUGCUCUGGCUGCCACCCGGCACAAAGUUACCUAAGAAGAAGAAGGAGAGCAGUGAAAAGACGAAGAAACGCCAGAGCUCGACGGAGGAGAAGCCCAAAACGGAGGUUGUGAAACCGUCAGCAAAGCUAUCCACGAAACUAUCUACAGAUUCAGCCCCAGGUUUGCGGACAGGAUUGCCGCUCGACUCUCAACCAGUGACGACAACGAAGCCAGAGAAGCCUUGCAAAGCUCCGAAGCUGGACAAGGUAGUCAAGACCGAGCCUCUCACGACGCCGCUGGAGGUCGAUGCUCCUCUCAAGUCUGUUCCCCAGAGGCCAAUGGCAGUCCGCGAUGACAGGACGAGCGCUGCUUGGGUGACAUGGAAGGUGAUGGUUGAACUUCGCCGGAUUGUUGGCAGCAUAACUCCGACGACAUCAACAUCCCCUACGGCCCUCCGUGUUGAAAAGUCAAAGACGAGGAGAUCGAGAAAGUCAGCACCGGCUGCUCUGUCACGGCCGGCUCCUGUUCUUCCAGACCAAACAGAGAAGAGCCUCCAGCUAAGACCAAUGAUGGCACAGGCCGAGCAGGAGACUGGCCAGACAGAUUCGGCUCGAAACGAGGGUGCCGGUGCGCAAGUGGCCAUGCCAGACGCAGCGGAAAGCUCCAUCUUUGCCGCUGUCAAACUCAACCCUCGGAUGCGGAAGCGAAAGACAAUUGAUGGCGAGGAAAUUUUCGUGCCUGGCAUGCCGCGGCCAGUUGUUGCCAAAACACUCCCACGACCGAUUCCACGAAAGAUCAAGGCACCACACGCUAAAGAGAGGCCGGUCAUUGUGUCGCCCAAGAUUCUCUCCGACAUUCAGCGUCCAUCCAUGGACUCACUCAGGUUGCCACCACUUCAAACGACGAAGGCGCCCGCCGCCACGCCAUCGAAGCCUCAGCCAUUGGAGCCUCUUAGCUCCCCAGCGGGUCCCCUGUCAGCUAUCUCAUCCAAUACGCAGAGUCGGGUCGACUCACGCAUAGCGAACCCUUUCUUUCUGUCGGAUCCCCUCUUGUUACGACUAAUCCAGGCCCCAGACUGGACCCCUCCUCAAAGUCAUGGUUUCAAGCCCAACAAGCUCGAAAGAAAGUCCACCAAGGAUGCAGACGCCGCUAUGGCGUUGCAGGAACUCAAGCAAGGAUAA
Messenger RNA from Colletotrichum fioriniae, 3258 nucleotides. RefSeq names its product NAD-dependent deacetylase hst3 (gene HST3). Gene Ontology annotation, cellular component: nucleus; mating-type region heterochromatin. The record is from RefSeq and is a predicted model, not a curated record. Gene Ontology annotation, molecular function: histone deacetylase activity, NAD-dependent; NAD+ binding. Lineage: Eukaryota; Fungi; Ascomycota; Sordariomycetes; Glomerellales; Glomerellaceae. Gene Ontology annotation, biological process: pericentric heterochromatin formation; negative regulation of transcription by RNA polymerase II; regulation of DNA repair.